Molecule: messenger RNA, 930 nt
Organism: Cadophora gregata
Lineage: Eukaryota; Fungi; Ascomycota; Leotiomycetes; Helotiales; Ploettnerulaceae
Exons: 3
Coding region: 1-930 (309 amino acids)
Biological process (GO): ubiquitin-dependent protein catabolic process; positive regulation of proteasomal ubiquitin-dependent protein catabolic process; protein polyubiquitination
Cellular component (GO): cytoplasm; ubiquitin ligase complex
Molecular function (GO): ubiquitin protein ligase activity; ubiquitin conjugating enzyme binding; zinc ion binding
Source: RefSeq, a predicted model, not a curated record
AUGGCGGAAACCGAAUUCCACAACCGGAACCUAACCUCACGAUGCGAGCACGAGCCGCUGGAUAUGUGCAAGACAUGUGUCGCCACCACAAUAGAGACACAAUCCCAAGUCAAGAUCUUCGAUGACAUCAAUUGCCCUGUUCCAGACUGUGGCCUGCAGCUCAACGAGGAAGAGGUGCAGGAGUUUGCGACCGCUGAGUUCUACGAACUCUACCGACGGCAGGCCCGCAACAGGCGGUUGAGUCGCGAUCCCAACUUUUGGGAGUGUCUGAACAAAAACUGCCGAUACGGGGACAUCUACGAGAGCACUGAAGGCGGCAAGAUCACUUGCAUUGAGUGUGGGCAAUUCUAUUGCUUGACGCAUCGCAUCAAAUGGCACGAGAAUAGCACCUGCGAAAAUUACGAUUUGUCUCUCGAUGACUUCUCCAAGGCCAACGAGGCAUCUGAGUCACUCAUAAUGAAUAACACCAAGGCAUGCCCAAAAUGCAAGGUGCAGAUUGAGAAAAUUGAUGGGUGUGAGCAUAUGAUCUACAGUUGUAAGCAUGAGUUCUGCUACAUCUGCUUUGCAGUCUGGACUUAUAUCGUGUCCCACAACGGUCGUGGACACGACGAGAAUUGCAGUCUGUAUCUGAGACACGGUGGCAUGGUCCUCCACCACCAAGACGACCGAGAACUCGAGUUUCUUCAGGACUUUGUCCGGGAUCGUGAAGACCGAGUACGACGUAGAGAGGAGGAGCGUGUCAUAACUAGAGCAAUAAUCGCACAGAGGGAGCAAUCCGAUCCAAACUUCGAUGUGAUCGCUCUGGAUACCGACUCUGAGAAUGAGGAGGGAGACUCGAACUCCGGCGAAUCAUCAGACUCCGACAGCGAUUCAUCGGGUAAUAUUAAGAUGAGGGAACGUCUAAGACCAGAAAAUCAGAGAGAGCUGUAG